GACAGUUAUGACAGCCGAUUUGAACCAAUUUUUACUUCAAAAUCCGAAUUUUCGAGUUUUAUCUGAAAUUAAAAAUAAUUUGAUUGGAAACCUAGAAGUCGAUGACCAUGUGUACCAAAUUGAAUUUUUGGCGCCAAAGUUUCCAUCGACUAAUGGUAUGGCAUGUAAAGUGAUGAAAGGAGUUUCAGAAAUUUCGUUGAACCAUUUCAAACCAGAAAAAGCCACUCUUAUUUCUGAAUAUCUAAAGGAGUUAGGUGAAUUCCUCCGUGCCAACACGAUAAGACAUCGUCCCGGAUUUACAGCAGCGUCCAUCCGUGAUUUCCUGCAUCAAUUGGAAUUACUUAGUAGAGACUUGCGAUGCAAAACUGUCAUCAAUAAAGAUUUCACUGUGAUAAAAUUAACAAAUUUUGAAGGAUACGAAGGGCAUUAUCUAGAUCUGGAAAUAUCUAAGACUUUCGAGGCAACUGUGCAGAGACACAGCCUCCCAGACAAAGACUCUUUCGGUAAUAAUCUGUUUUCGAUCUCAGGCGGGCUAGAAAAUGUUGUGGGGCAAUUUCGGCGUUUGCUGGAGCAAUUUUCCGAUUUUUAUAGCCAUUUGCACACAAUCGAUGAACUGUGUACAGUUGUUGAGCCGAUGCUGGUCUCAACAAAGCAUAACUGGCGGAUGAUCUGUAUUACUGAGAGAGUUCUAGGCAAAAUCGUAAUCGACCCGUUUUCUCCCUCAGCUGUAACUAUGAAUUUCAUUGGACCGACCCUAGAAGUAGAGAAGUAUAGAAAGAUUUACAAUGAGAACAUCCAUCGGUGGGAUAUUGAUCUCGACGUGUACCGGAACCUAUUGCGAAUAUUCGAUUUGAUGUACUUCCCGAUGAAAAUGUGUGACGACGAUGAAGAAGAGAAAUAUUGUAAUAUUUGUUAUAUAUACAUGUUGGAUGACCACAUCCCGCUUAUAUCGUGCGAUAAUCCUCGAUGUGACUUGGUAUUCCAUGUGGCUUGCUUGAAAGAAUGGUUUUCCACUUUGGAUGAGAGGAAAACUUUCUUAGCAGUAACAUUCGGCAGCUGUCCAUCAUGCAAAGAGAAACUGUCGCCGUCGUUUGUACAACUGCUGGAGAUGUAGUAGACAACAAUUCUGAUUAGAUCUGCUCGUUUACGCGUUUACAACUUCAAAGAGAUUUUGCCUCGUUCUAUAUCAUUAACCACAGCCAUCUAUACAGCUUACUCAGAGUGUGGUACCAAGAAACUGGACCCGGUUUUUAAUACCAACUU
This is a messenger RNA of Hermetia illucens (black soldier fly), 1263 nucleotides long. It is a transcript of the gene Fancl, whose product is annotated as E3 ubiquitin-protein ligase FANCL. The coding region runs from base 8 to 1114 and encodes 368 amino acids. NCBI's taxonomy places the organism in Eukaryota, Metazoa, Arthropoda, Insecta, Diptera, Stratiomyidae. Gene Ontology annotation, molecular function: ubiquitin protein ligase activity. The record is from RefSeq and is a predicted model, not a curated record. Gene Ontology annotation, cellular component: nucleus; Fanconi anaemia nuclear complex. The transcript has 3 exons. Gene Ontology annotation, biological process: protein monoubiquitination; interstrand cross-link repair.